Messenger RNA from Aethina tumida (small hive beetle), 730 nucleotides. RefSeq names its product glutathione S-transferase 1-like. NCBI's taxonomy places the organism in Eukaryota, Metazoa, Arthropoda, Insecta, Coleoptera, Nitidulidae. Gene Ontology annotation, biological process: glutathione metabolic process. The record is from RefSeq and is a predicted model, not a curated record. The coding region runs from base 35 to 682 and encodes 215 amino acids. Gene Ontology annotation, molecular function: glutathione transferase activity. The transcript has 3 exons.
UGUUGUGGUCAGUGGAACACAGUCGGUUCAAAUCAUGACUCUGACAUUGUAUCAGACUCCUUUAAGUCCACCGGCAAGGGCUGUUUUAAUGACAGCUGAAGCCCUUGGUUUAAAACUAGAAUUAGUGAACGUAGACCUUGCUAAUGGGGAACAUCUCACUGAAAAAUACAGGAAGUUAAACCCUCAACAUACAAUACCCAUGUUAACUGAUGGUGACACCAUUAUUUGGGACAGUCACGCUAUUAUCGCUUAUCUAGUUAGAAAAUAUGGUAAAGAUGACUCUCUAUAUCCAAAGGACUUCGCCAAAAGGGCCUUGGUUGACCAGAGGUUGCAUUUUGAAGGCUCCGUCGUAUUUGUUACAAUCAGACAAAUUGUGAGACCAAUGAUUUAUGACAAAUCAAAGUCGGUGUCCCAGGAGAGCCGUUUGAACGUGUACGAAGCCUACGAUUUCUUAAACAAAUUUUUGGAAGGCAAGAACUGGACAGCUGGAGAUUCCGUUACAAUUGCUGACUUGAGUUUGGUGUCUUCAAUUUCGUCCUUGAACACGUUUAUCCCAAUCGAUGCUCAGAAAUAUCCCAACGUUAUACGUUGGUUGAAUAACGUCUACCAAUUGCCUUAUUAUAAGGUUAACAUCCCCGGGUUGGAAGACUUUAAGAAGUUUAUACACGGUCUGAUGGCUUAAAAUGUAUUUUUGUAAACAUGAAUAAAUAUAAUAUACUUUUUCUUAUUA